This is a messenger RNA of Amborella trichopoda, 2032 nucleotides long. RefSeq names its product dicarboxylate transporter 1 (gene DIT1). Gene Ontology annotation, molecular function: transmembrane transporter activity. The record is from RefSeq and is a predicted model, not a curated record. Gene Ontology annotation, cellular component: membrane. Gene Ontology annotation, biological process: transmembrane transport. Lineage: Eukaryota; Viridiplantae; Streptophyta; Magnoliopsida; Amborellales; Amborellaceae.
UCUAAAUUCAAUCUCCAAACCUCCCUAAUUAAUCUCCAUGCACCUAUGAAGAGACCCUAGAAUUUGUAGAGUAUCCAUGGCGUCCUUUGCUGUUACUUCUCCUCUAAACCUAGGGCUUCGCCCUUCUUCAACCUGCAAGCCUAGAUCCUCUGCAAAAGCCCUUCAAAUCAAGCCCAACCUCACCUCAAACCAUGUGAAAAAAGAGCUCUUCUCUCGCUUGCCUCUGGUUCAGAAGCAGAUUCGGGUUUCGGUUUCUAGAUCGUUUCCUUCUGGUUCGAGGAAUCCUUCCACGGUGGUUCGAGCUUCUGCAACUUCACCUGCUACGGUUUCAGAGCCAUGGCAGGGAGCUUCCCUAAAGCCAUUAUUGGCAUCCAUAGCCACUGGUUUGAUCCUCUGGUUCAUCCCCUCACCCUCUGGUGUUUCAAGAAAUGCAUGGCAGCUUCUCGCCAUUUUUCUCGCUACAAUUGUCGGCAUAAUCACGCAGCCAUUGCCUCUUGGCGCUGUGGCCCUUUUGGGGCUUGGAGCCACUGUUCUCACCAAAACUCUGACUUUUGCUGCUGCUUUCUCAGCCUUUGGUGAUCCAAUUCCAUGGCUAAUUGCUUUGGCUUUCUUCUUUGCCAGAGGUUUCAUCAAAACGGGGUUGGGAAAAAGGGUAGCUUACCAAUUUGUCUCUCUUUUUGGAAAUUCAUCUCUAGGUUUAGGUUACAGUCUGGUUUUUAGCGAAGCUCUUUUAGCUCCUGCUAUCCCCUCUGUCUCAGCUAGAGCAGGUGGUAUAUUCUUACCAAUUGUGAAGUCUCUCUGUGUAGCUUGUGGUUCCAAUGUAGGAGAUGGAACUGAGAACAAGCUUGGUUCAUGGCUUAUGAUCACUUGUUUCCAAACCUCCUGUAUCUCUUCUGCUAUGUUCUUAACUGCCAUGGCUGCUAAUCCAUUAAGCGCGAAGCUUGCUGGUGCGGUUUUAGGGCAACCAAUUGGAUGGACUGCUUGGGCAGUGGGUGCCAUUGUUCCUGGUUUGGUUUCACUGGUUGUCGUGCCAUUGAUACUGUAUUUGGUCUAUCCACCUGAGGUGAAAAGUAGCCCUGAUGCACCGAGGCUUGCAAGGGAAAACUUGCAGAAGAUGGGGCCUAUGAGCAAGAAUGAGUUCAUCAUGACCGCCACCCUCCUUGUUACGGUUGGACUAUGGAUAUUUGGGGCGAUGAUAAAUGUUGAUGCAGUCACAGCUGCCAUACUUGGAUUAUCUAUUCUUCUCAUAUCAGGAGUUGUGACAUGGAAGGAGUGCUUGUCUGAAUCAGUGGCUUGGGAUACACUCACUUGGUUUGCUGCACUUAUUGCAAUGGCCAAUUAUCUUAACAAAUACGGUCUCAUCACUUGGUUUAGUGAGACAGUGGUUAAGUUUGUUGGGGGUUUGGGACUCUCAUGGCAACUCUCAUUUGGAAUCCUAGUACUUUUGUACUACUACUCUCACUACUUCUUUGCAAGUGGGGCUGCUCACAUUGGUGCCAUGUUCACUGCUUUCCUAUCAGUUGCAAGUGCCCUCGGGACCCCUCCACUCUUUGGUGCUUUGGUCCUCUCUUUCUUAUCCAACCUCAUGGGUGGCCUCACUCACUAUGGAAUCGGCUCAGCCCCUGUGUUUUACGGCGCGAACUAUGUCCCACUCGCCAAAUGGUGGGGCUAUGGCUUCCUCAUCUCGGUCGUAAAUAUUGCAAUUUGGCUUGGAGUUGGAGGCUUUUGGUGGAAGACCAUUGGCCUCUGGUGAAAUCCAGGUAAUUCUCCCAGAUUUGAUUCUUUUUGUUACAAAAAAGUGCAUUAUUCUUCUGGGUUAUAUAUCCAGGCAAUAAAACAUUUUUGUUGUUCCUAUUCUAUUUUUCUGUUGGAGGGAUGUGUAUUUUUUGAUGAAUUUUGAGAGCUUGAGGGCGUAGUGAUUCGUGGGGGUGGGGGAGCUGUUGUUUUGCGACAGUGGGUUCCCCGAAAAUUUUGACAUUGUGCAAGGAUAUUUGGUAUGUGGAUGUGUUUAUCUAUUGGUUAAUUUUUUUUU